Messenger RNA from Phialemonium atrogriseum, 1599 nucleotides. RefSeq names its product acyl-CoA dehydrogenase/oxidase. Lineage: Eukaryota; Fungi; Ascomycota; Sordariomycetes; Cephalothecales; Cephalothecaceae. The coding region runs from base 1 to 1599 and encodes 532 amino acids. Gene Ontology annotation, cellular component: cytoplasm. The transcript is spliced from 7 exons. Gene Ontology annotation, molecular function: flavin adenine dinucleotide binding; acyl-CoA dehydrogenase activity. The record is from RefSeq and is a predicted model, not a curated record. Gene Ontology annotation, biological process: fatty acid beta-oxidation using acyl-CoA dehydrogenase.
AUGUCCUCCAACAUCCCCAUUGCAGUCCGCGAUCGCGUCAGCGACAGGGCAAAGAAGACAAUCGAUAUUGUCGCCAAGUUCGUGGAGGAGGAAUGCAUUCCAGCUGAUCCCGUUCUCGAAGCCCAGGUCGGAGUUGGGGAGGCGAGAUGGGAAACUUAUCCUCCAAUUGUCGAGGACCUGAAGAAGAAGGCACAGGCUCUUGGGCUCUGGAACAUGUUCCUGCCCAAGGGCCAUUACAAAGAGUCGCCCGGGUUUACCAACCUCGAGUACGGACUCAUGGCGGAGUGGCUGGGCAAGUCAAGGGUAGCCUCGGAAGCAGUCAACUGUGCAGCCCCUGACACGGGUAACAUGGAGGUCUUGGCCAAGUACGCCAAUGACGCGCAGAAGGCCCAAUGGCUGAAGCCGCUGAUGGACGGUAAGAUCCGGUCGGCAUUCCUGAUGACGGAGCCCCAAGUUGCAUCCUCGGACGCAAAGAACAUUGAGAUGAGCAUCAAGAAGGAUGGCAAUGAUUACGUGCUUAACGGACAGAAAUGGUGGUCAAGCGGAGCCGGUGAUCCUCGUUGCAAGAUCUAUCUGGUUAUGGGCAAGAGCGACCCUGGAAACAAGAAUCCGUACCAGCAGCAGUCUGUCAUUUUGGUCCCAGCAGGCACCAAGGGAAUCACCAUCCACCGCAUGCUCACGGUGUACGGAUACGACGACGCUCCUCAUGGUCACGGGCACAUUAGCUUCGACAAUGUUCGGGUACCGGCAAGCAACCUUGUCCUCGGAGAAGGUCGAGGUUUCGAGAUCAUCCAGGGCAGACUCGGACCGGGCCGCAUUCACCAUGCCAUGCGAACAAUUGGGGCGUCGGAACGGGCGCUGGAAUGGAUGCUCAUGCGCAUCAAUGACCCAACCAAAACACCGUUCGGGAAGCAGUUGAAAGAGCACGGAGUCAUUCUCGAAUGGGUUGCCAAGUCCCGUAUCGAGAUUGAUGCUGCACGUCUGGUUGUCCUCAACGCAGCCAUCAAGAUGGACGAGUAUGGGCCCAAGGCAGCCUUGACCGAGAUCGCCGAGGCCAAGGUGCUGGUGCCCCAGAUGUCGCUGGUCGUCAUCGACAGGGCAGUUCAGGCCUUCGGAGGCGCUGGCGUUAGCCAGGACACCCCUCUGGCGAACAUGUGGGCACAGAUCAGGACCCUCAGGCUCGCAGACGGUCCUGACGAGGUUCACCUGCAACAGAUGGGGCGCAAUGAGAACAAGCGUGGCAAGGAGGUUGCAGCCAAGAUCCAGGCACAGAAGGAGAAGACAGCACAGUUGCUGGUCCAGUACAAAGACGCCAACGCCGCCAUGGCUAGUGCUCAGGAGCCCAUCGGCAAGCCUGACGUUAAGAGUAUGGAAUACCACCGACAGGUGCUGCAGAACAAGAUGCAGCAGGGCGAGACCAAAUAUGUCUCCCCGUCGGACAACAUCAUGAGCCCUUGCACGGCCAAGCUGAACGCUUUCCGCAACAAGCAGGUUGGGAAGGUCAAGCCAAAGUCGCUCUUCGCCCAGGCCUCCGUUAAGAAGUUGGAGGGCGAGAGUCUCUUUGGCAGCAGGCCCGCGGAUCCUCCGAAAGCCGACUGA